Messenger RNA from Empidonax traillii (willow flycatcher), 2181 nucleotides. It is a transcript of the gene AMIGO2, whose product is annotated as adhesion molecule with Ig like domain 2. Gene Ontology annotation, molecular function: protein binding. The coding region runs from base 498 to 2075 and encodes 525 amino acids. Gene Ontology annotation, biological process: brain development. Lineage: Eukaryota; Metazoa; Chordata; Aves; Passeriformes; Tyrannidae. The record is from RefSeq and is a predicted model, not a curated record. The transcript is spliced from 3 exons.
GAAGCGGCGUAGGGUCCGGCGCUGCGCGGCGGGGGAGACCGGGAAGGCGGAGGCAGGAGGCGAUAAAACCCCCGUCGCCACUGUGACCGGGAGUCUGCUGCCUUCCCUCCUCACCCGCUGCCGGUACCGAGCUUCGGGCCUCAGCUCCGUUCCCGAGGGCAGCGGGCCAGCGCUGCCUGCGCCCGCGGGGGAGCGCAGCCGAGCCGCUGCCGUGCUCUUGGGGCCCCCAGAUUCCCCCGGAGCCGAGCGGAGCGCAGCAUGCGGGGCUGCGGCUGGAGGCGGCGGCGGGGCCGGCAUCGUGCUCCUCGGACAUGAAGUGGUCACCGGGAGCUCCAGGAAGCCUCCCAGCUCCUGGCCACAGCUACUAUCAGCAGCUCAGAGCAGACAUUACAGAGUUCAUCCUGCUCAGAUACUGCUCCAACAGCAGCUGGUGCAAAACUAAGUGCACAAAUAAUCUGUGGCAAGGAGCACUGGGAGAGAGCUAAGAGACAGUGACAAUGUCUUUAAACAGGAGGAGGAUUCCUACUCGACUUGGAGUUUUUAAAGUGAACUGCAAAGGACUCACAUGCCUCUUGGUCUUCACAGUGAGCAUUUGUGGCAGUACCCCAGGGAUGUGUCCGACAGCCUGCAUCUGUGCCAGUGAUAUCAUAAGCUGCACCAAUAAGAACCUCAGUCGAGUGCCAGGAAAUCUUUAUAAAUGUAUGAAAAGGCUGGAUCUGAGUUAUAACAAAAUUGGGCUCUUGGAGCCUGAAUGGGUCCCAGUGUUAUUUGAGAAACUGAACACUUUAAUAGUCGAUCAUAAUAGCAUUAGCAGCAUUAUCACUGGAAGCUUUUCUACAACUCCAAAUCUGAAGUACCUAGACUUGUCGUCCAACAGCCUGAAGACACUGGGCAGCCCUGUGUUUCAGGAGCUAAAGGCACUGGAGGUUCUCCUGCUGUACAACAAUCAGAUAACGCAGAUUGACUCUUUAGCGUUUGGAGGAUUGUACAAUUUACAGAAACUAUACUUAAGCUACAACUUGCUCUCAAAUUUCCCACUGGACUUAUAUGUUGGAAAACAUAAACUGACAGACCUGGCGUUGCUGGACGUUUCCUUUAAUCGCAUCCGGUUAAUGCCUAUUCAGCGCUUGAGUUCAGUGCCAGCUAAACAACUUAGUGGAAUUUAUCUUCAUGGCAACCCAUUUUAUUGUGACUGCCUCCUGUACUCCAUGCUAAUCUUCUGGUAUCAAAGGCAGUUCAGCUCAGUGGUGGACUUCAAAAAUGAGUACAGCUGUUUGUUGCAAUCAGACCCAAAAGGUCACAAUAAACUGCCUUUACUGCUCGACAACUUUCUGAAUUGCUCUGAAAGCACUGUCAACAGCUCUUUCCAAGCCUUUGGGUUUAUUCACGAUGCCCAAGUUGGUGACAGGCUGAUUGUACACUGUGACAGCAGAAUCAGUGAUGUGGGCACACACUUUGUUUGGGUUAGUCCAGACAAUAGAUUGCUGGAGCCAGACAGGGAGACCAAUAACUUUAAGGUGUUUCCUAAUGGCAGCCUGGAGAUAACAGAUGCCCAGCUAGAGAACUCAGGGCUGUAUUCCUGCAUUGCAAUAAAUAAGAAAAGAUUAUUAAAUGAAACCAUAGAGGUUAGAAUAAAUGUUAGCAAUUUCACAAUGAACAGGUCCCAUGCUCAUGAAGCAUUUAAUACAGCUUUUACCACCCUUGCUGCCUGUGUGGCCAGUAUUAUUUUAGUAUUGCUGUAUCUCUAUCUGACCCCCUGCCCAUGUCAAUGUAAGGCCAAAAAAAAGAAGAGGAAGCUGAACCAAGGCAGUGCCCACUCUUCUAUACUGAAUUCUGCAGUGCCGCAAGAGCUGAAUUCUACAAUGCCAGCAGACGAGAAGAAGGCUAGCACUGGUAAACGAGUGGCUUUUCUGGAACCUGUGCAUGAACCAAAGCACAGUCAGAAUGGGAAAGUAAAACUGUUUCCUAAUGACAGCAUCAUUACUGAGAGUAUCUUAAAAACUACUCGAACAAAAUCCGACUCUGAUUCUGUCAACUCUGUGUUCUCAGAUACACCUUUCAUGCCACCAACUUAGUUUGCUGCCUGUGUUUGUGUUGUGCAGUUACAUUUUUGAAUACCUCCUUUGCUUGUAGCAACCAUCAGGAAAAACAAAUAAAAAGAGAUAAAAUGUUUUAAAAAAA